AUGUCCAAACGACCCGGUGACAAAAUCACCACAUACAAAAGCCGCAAACGCCGGCUUCCGUACAUCCACAAUUCACUCACGGAGAAAAAGCCCAAACCCGACGAUGACGGCCUCAUCGAGCUCCCGGUGUCAAAACUGAAGAGUGAAAAAUCCAAACCGAACUUUGAAGAUAUCGACAAAAUCCUUGAAAAGGAGCCGUCCUCGGACAAAAGCAUCCCGAGUCUGUACCUGCUGCUCCCGAGCAACAUCCUCGAGGGCAAUCUCGAUGCCGAAAAGCCCGUGGCGGAGAAAUACAGAGAUAGUGAUUUUCCACUACCGAAAUCACAAAAAUCGUUUACAAAACGCAUCGAGCGGCUCCUACCGGUGAUUCCGAGAAUCCUAGCCGGCGACGAAGAGCUCAGUUUCUACUACACCUUGGCCCUAGAGCAGCGGAAGGAGUCUCCCCACAAAACGAUGCUGUCUUCAGAACAGGAGAAUGUGGAGUGGAAACGGUACAUUGGCGGGUUUUACGGGCUCAAACGGCAGCAUUUCGUUUCUCGGUUGAUCAUGGCCCGCUACGGCGACGAGCUCCGCAAACUGACCAAUAAGACGAUUGUGUAUUGGGGUCCCGAGACGUUCAGCACGUAUGUUUUGGCCAACGAGUUGUUGCUACGGGAUAUGGAGAAACAGAAAGGCUUGAAGUUUGCCGAGGCCGAACGGUACCUCAAGGAUUCGAUCGAGUAUGGGUGUUAUGUUGCCGACGGGGUGGAUUUUGCCGAUGAUAUUGAGGCCGGAGACGUAUUGGGUGGAGAGAAGAGGGAUGAGUGA
This is a messenger RNA of Candidozyma duobushaemuli, 807 nucleotides long. RefSeq lists its product as uncharacterized. The coding region runs from base 1 to 807 and encodes 268 amino acids. The record is from RefSeq and is a predicted model, not a curated record. The transcript has a single exon. Lineage: Eukaryota; Fungi; Ascomycota; Pichiomycetes; Serinales; Metschnikowiaceae.